Molecule: messenger RNA, 966 nt
Organism: Mangifera indica (mango)
Lineage: Eukaryota; Viridiplantae; Streptophyta; Magnoliopsida; Sapindales; Anacardiaceae
Product: phospholipase A1-II 4-like
Exons: 2
Biological process (GO): lipid metabolic process
Molecular function (GO): glycerophospholipid phospholipase A1 activity
Source: RefSeq, a predicted model, not a curated record
UUGAAGGAAGUCAAUUGGCCUCUAACUUCAGCUUCAAACUUACUUGGGGACACUCCUCACAAUCCUCACCCUCAUGUGCACCAGGGAUUUCAUUCGCUCUACACAUCGUCAAACCCAAAAUCACAGUACAACAAAUUCAGUGCUAGAGAUCAGGUACUGCGUGCAGUGAGAAAAUUGGUAGAUAAAUACAAAGAUGAGGAAAUGAGUAUAACGAUAACAGGUCAUAGCUUGGGUUCAGCACUUGCGACAUUGAAUGCAGUAGACAUAGUUUCGGGAGGAUAUAAUAAGCCCACGGGAUCGGAUAAAGCAUGCAUGGUCACAGCUUUCGUGUUUGCGAGCCCCAAGGUGGGAGACAAAGGCUUCAAGACUGCAUUCAACAAACUCAGCAAUCGUCAUCUCUUGCACAUUAGAAACAUCAACGACAUAGUUCCUAAAUUGCCUUUUAUUUUCUACUUUAAAGUGGGAAAGCAGCUAAAAUUUGACACUACUAAGUCAACGUACGUAAAAGCUGAUAAUGCUAAGGCAAUAGGUGCUUUGCAUAAUUUAGAGAAUUAUCUUCAUGGAAUUGCAGGGACGAUGUCAGAAGGGAGUGGUAAAUUUGAACUGAUUGUUAAACGUAAUAUUGCACUCGUGAACAAAGGAGCAGAUCUUUUGAAGAGUGAAUUUGGUGUACCACCUUCCUAUGAUGAACAAAAGAAUGGUUCAACAGAAUGAUGGCUCCUGGAAGUUGGAGUAUUAUGUUCCAGAGUGUCCUAGUUCCAGAGUAUUAUGUUAUAUUUAUAGAAGAAAUAGGUCGAUUUUAGAAUUGCAAAUAUGGCUACAAUGACAUGCGUCCUCCUGAAAUUUGGACAUAAAUUGGACAUUGUAACUAAAUAUAUGAUGCAAGUUGGUUUUCUAUUACAGUUUGUGAGUACAGUUAUCAUGUAAAUAAAUCAAGGGCCAAUUUAUCGAUUUAUCGAUACAUUA